AUGCUGAAAAAAGUCUUUAACAUCGUUAUCAUUUUUGCCGUCUUCAGUUUGGCAUGUUUUGUUAUGCUUCUAUUCUACAGCAAAGACAGCACUUUAUUUCUUUUUGCAAAACCAUAUCGCGUGACAAUUGGAAACAAUACACUUUCCCAGUGGAUAAAAGAACUUGUUCAGCUGAAGACUAAAGCACCAAAUGGCAGUCAAGAAGAGAAACAGAUGUCACCUACUACACACAAGCCUUUGGGACCUUGCCCUGACAUCCCUCCAAAUCUUGUGGGUCCAAUCCAUGUGGAGUUUAAGUCUAGCCGGACUUUGGAUGAGGUGAAAAAGGAGGUCGGUUCUCCUCUUCAGGAAGGAGGAUGGUUCAAACCACCACACUGUAUUGCAGAACAGAAGGUGGCGAUCAUCAUCCCAUUCCGGAAUCGGCAUGAGCACCUUAAGCACUGGCUGUAUUACCUCCAUCCUAUAUUGAUGCGUCAGCAGUUGGACUACAGAGUGUAUGUCAUCAACCAGGAUGGAGAUGGAGUCUUCAACCGGGCUAAACUGAUGAAUGCAGGAUACGUUGAAGCACUGAAGGAAUAUGAUUUUGAUUGCUUUGUCUUCUCUGAUGUAGAUCUGGUUCCUAUGGAUGACCGUAACCUCUAUAGAUGUUUUGACAAUCCCAGACACUUGGCUGUGGCUAUGGACAAAUUUAACUUCCACUUACCCUAUAACACUUUCUUUGGUGGGGUUUCUGCAUUGUCCAAGAAGCAAUACUUGAAGAUUAAUGGCUUCUCAAAUACUUACUGGGGCUGGGGUGGUGAAGACGACGAUAUUUAUAAGCGAAUUAUUUAUCGUGGAAUGUCCAUUUCUCGACCUGACUCUGUAACUGGAAAAUACAAGAUGGUCAAACAUAAGAGAGACUUGCACAAUGAACCCAAUCCAGAAAAUCCUGGCAAACUGAGGAAAACCCAUUUGACCAUGGAUAACGAUGGGAUUAAUUCCUUAAACUACACAGUCAAGGAGAUUGUGAAGGAUAAACUGUACACUUAUAUCACUGUCAAUAUUUGGGCUGUGACAGGCUGA
Plectropomus leopardus (leopard coralgrouper) is the source of this 1062-nucleotide messenger RNA. Its product is annotated as beta-1,4-galactosyltransferase 1-like. The record is from RefSeq and is a predicted model, not a curated record. NCBI's taxonomy places the organism in Eukaryota, Metazoa, Chordata, Actinopteri, Perciformes, Serranidae. Gene Ontology annotation, molecular function: beta-N-acetylglucosaminylglycopeptide beta-1,4-galactosyltransferase activity; cytoskeletal protein binding. Gene Ontology annotation, biological process: carbohydrate metabolic process; protein N-linked glycosylation. Gene Ontology annotation, cellular component: Golgi apparatus.